Molecule: messenger RNA, 600 nt
Organism: Brugia malayi
Lineage: Eukaryota; Metazoa; Nematoda; Chromadorea; Rhabditida; Onchocercidae
Gene: Bm731
Exons: 6
Coding region: 1-600 (199 amino acids)
Source: RefSeq, a predicted model, not a curated record
AUGAAAUGUGAUUUUCUCUUUCAGGUAAUUAGAUACGUAACGAGAGAUGACUUGUUUGACUUGAAUACGACAAUUAUAAUACCAUUGAAUGCAUACAUUCUGAAAAUGAUUGGCAAAUUAGAUUCAGUGGACGUAAAUUUCAGCUCCAUUAAUCCUAUCAAUUUGCUUUUGACUCUAAACAAAACAAAACCAGAAAUGAUACAUUUCAAUCGAUUUUCUGAAGCUAGCACACCAGUAUGGUUCCAGUUCCACUCAGCCAUUAAGUUAUUGGCACUCUUCAUCAUUUUAUACUUGGUUUUACAUGUUGUACUGAUGGCAUUUAUCAUAUGUGAAAGGAUUUGGCGUCAUUGGCGUGACAUGCUGGGGACGUGGCGAGAGAAAGCAAUUACUAAAGCAGAGUUUCAUACAAUUGCCGAAAAAAUACAACAAAUACGCGGACUGCAGGCUUUAAGAGUAGCAAAUGAAGGUGAACGGAAAUUGUUCAGUCAGAUUUGGAAUGAGCUUCGCGAUAAAUAUCAGCCAAGUCGAGGAGAUAAAGUUGAAGUUCUUUUCCCAAAUGAUUUCAAUGACAAGAAUGUACCACAAAACAUUAAACCAUAG